UCCAUUGACUGUCGGCCGGGUCAAUGUUGAAAACGUAGCUCAGUCGCAAAUUACAAAAUUCUAAUCUGUAUUGUGAUAAUCAUAGAAUUUUUACCCAAAAAGGAAAACUUGACGUCGUUAGGGUAAAAUAUACGACCCGUUUUGUGGUCUUUGGUUUGGUUUCGACUUGUUAACCUAGCAAGUAAGUAACGCAGCCAUGCCGCCAGGGCCUGUUCAAAUAGUCCUGCCGGAGCCUAACAAGGUAGAUGAGCCGGCAGAGGAAACACCGGCUACUAAACCAAUAGUAGGGAUUAUCUAUCCGCCUCCUGAGGUCCGAAACAUUGUUGACAAGACCGCCAGCUUCGUAGCCAGGAAUGGGCCGGAGUUUGAGGCAAGGAUUCGUCAGAACGAGAUUAACAACCCAAAGUUCAAUUUCCUCAACCCUAAUGACCCAUACCAUGCCUACUACCGCCACAAAGUCAAUGAAUUCAAGGAGGGCAAGGGCCAGGAGCCGUCUGCCGCUGUGCCCAAGGUUAUGCAGCAGCAAGCCUUGCAGCAGUCUCAGCAGCUUAAUCAAAAGGUGCAGUCCCAGGUGAUUCACGAGGCUGUGGUGCCCAAGGAACCACCACCAGAGUUUGAGUUCAUUGCAGACCCUCCCUCCAUCUCCGCCUUUGACCUGGACGUCGUCAAACUGACUGCCCAGUUUGUCGCUCGCAACGGACGUCAGUUCCUCACUCAGCUCAUGCAGAAGGAGCAGAGGAACUACCAGUUUGACUUCCUCCGCCCGCAACACAGCCUCUUCAACUACUUCACCAAGCUGGUGGAGCAGUACACCAAGAUUCUGAUCCCUCCUAAAGGACUGCUGGUGAAGCUGAAGAGAGAGGCUGAGAACCCCAGAGAGGUCAUGGAUCAGGUGAGGUACCGCGUGGAAUGGGCCAAGUUCCAGGAGCGUGAGCGGAAGAAGGAAGAGGAGGAGCGAGAGAAGGAGCGCGUGGCCUACGCCCAAAUCGACUGGCACGAUUUCGUGGUGGUGGAGACGGUCGACUUCCAGCCCAAUGAGCAAGGACACUUCCCUCCGCCCACCACCCCUGAGGAGCUGGGGGCGCGCAUCCUCAUCCAGGAGCGCUAUGACAAGUUUGGCGAGAGCGAGGAGGUGGAGAUGGAGGUGGAGAGCGAGGAUGACGACGAUGAACGAGAUGAACGGGGUAAUGGUCAUCAUCCCUCCCAGCCUGAUCAGGACACGCAGCUGCAGGAUAUGGAUGAGGGUUCUGAUGAUGAUGAUGACAUGAAGGCACCCUUGCCUCCAGACAACCCCAUGCCACCCCCUCUGCCCCCUACCCCAGACCAGGUCAUUAUCCGCAAGGAUUACGACCCCAAAGCAUCCAGACCACAGCCUUCAACCGCCGCUCCAGACGAGUACCUCAUCUCCCCCAUCACUGGGGAGAGGAUCCAGGCCAGCAAGAUGCAGGAGCACAUGCGCAUCGGUCUGCUGGACCCGCGCUGGCUGGAGCAGAGGGAUCGCAGCAUCCGAGAGAGGCAGAUCGAGGACGAGGUCUACGCCCCCGGCCUGGACAUCGAGAGCAGCCUGAAACAGCUGGCCGAGAGGCGUACCGAUAUCUUCGGUGUGGAGGAGACGGCCAUUGGUAAAAAGAUCGGAGAAGAGGAGAUCCAAAAGCCAGAAGAGAAGGUGACCUGGGACGGACACUCUGGUAGCAUGGCUCGCACCCAGCAGGCAGCGCAGGCCAACAUCACCCUGCAGGAGCAGAUCGAGGCCAUUCACAAAGCUAAGGGACUGGUGCAGGAGGACGACUCCAAAGAGAAGAUUGGCCCGAGCAAGCCUCACGAGAUCUCCCAUCUUCCUAUGCAAGCCUCUUCUCCUCUCAUGCCCAAACCCAACCAACCCAUGACACUGUUGCCCCGGCCUACUCCCUCCAUGCCACCCCCGGUUCGCACCACGCUCCUGUCGGCUGUGCCGGUGCUUCCUAGGCCUCCCAUGGUCCGCCUGGCCCCUGGGCAGGUUCUUACACCCAUGCCCCAAAUGCUCCAUGCCCCCCGCAUCAACGUGGUGCCCAUGCCCCCAUCUGGGCCUCAUCUCAUGGCCCCCAGGCCACCCCCCAUGGUGGUCCCAACUGCGUUUGUCCCUGCUCCUCCUGUGCCACAGCCCCCCUCUGCUCCGGCUCCCCCGGCCCACCCCCCACCCCCACAUGACGACGAGCCUGUCAACAAGAAAAUGAAAAGCGAGGACAACCUCAUUCCAGAGGACGAGUUCCUACGCAGAAACAAGGGUCCAGUGGCGGUCAAAGUACAAGUUCCCAACAUGCAGGAUAAAACUGAAUGGAAACUUAGUGGACAAGUGCUCAAUUUCACCGUCCCACUCACAGACCAGGUGUCUGUCAUUAAAGUCAAGAUCCAUGAAGCCACAGGCAUGGCAGCAGGGAAACAGAAGUUGCAGUAUGAGGGAAUAUUCAUCAAAGAUUCCAACUCUUUGGCUUACUACAAUAUGAACAAUGGCUCAGUCAUUCACCUGGCUCUGAAGGAGAGAGGUGGAAGGAAGAAGUAAGGGGUGCUGGCAGCGUGCCCAAAGAGGCCUUCCCAUCGUCCUACUCUGCCUCUUUUGUUGUUGUCCCGAGUCAUUUUACGCAGUAGCUAAUUAUUUGUAGAGUAUCUUUUUCAGAUAAGAUGUUUGAAAACUGUCGACACGACUGUCUUUUGGCAACCAAACAAUUGUGCAAGAAUGCUUUCUGUGUUAAUAAAUUAGCUUGCCACUGAUUCAUUUUAAAGGAAAUCUCCCCCCCCCCCCCCCAGCCUAGCCUAUGUAAAUGUGUAUCUUUGGAGUCAUGUUAGUAUGUCUCAUAGGGUUAAUAAGCCUUUCUGUUGUGGUUUAACAACACGAACACAAAAUUGAUUUAUACUGGAACAUUUGCAAGACCAUGUUUAUUCAUCCAAUAAAGGCGUUUAAGUCACA
Molecule: messenger RNA, 2944 nt
Organism: Hypomesus transpacificus
Lineage: Eukaryota; Metazoa; Chordata; Actinopteri; Osmeriformes; Osmeridae
Gene: sf3a1
Product: splicing factor 3a, subunit 1
Exons: 15
Coding region: 197-2539 (780 amino acids)
Biological process (GO): mRNA cis splicing, via spliceosome; regulation of alternative mRNA splicing, via spliceosome
Cellular component (GO): U2 snRNP; catalytic step 2 spliceosome; U2-type prespliceosome
Molecular function (GO): RNA binding; protein binding
Source: RefSeq, a predicted model, not a curated record